Messenger RNA from Dothidotthia symphoricarpi CBS 119687, 747 nucleotides. RefSeq names its product HAD-superfamily hydrolase-like protein. Bases 1 to 747 code for a protein of 248 amino acids. The record is from RefSeq and is a predicted model, not a curated record. NCBI's taxonomy places the organism in Eukaryota, Fungi, Ascomycota, Dothideomycetes, Pleosporales, Dothidotthiaceae. The transcript has 2 exons. Gene Ontology annotation, molecular function: hydrolase activity.
AUGGGCAAGGUCAAGUACAUCCUCCUCGACUGCGACAACACGCUCGUCCAGUCGGAGCGUCUUGCCUUCGAGGCCUGCGCCGACCUGACCAACAAGGUCAUGGAGAAGUACAAGAUCGACGCCCGCUACACAGCAGACUCGCUGCUUGAGGACUUUGUCGGCCACAACUUCCGUGGCAUGCUCAAGGGCCUUCAGAAGAAGCACAACUUCACCAUGACCGAAGAGGACCUCGAGAGCUACGUCGGCCAGGAGCUGGAUGCUGUCACCACCAAGCUCAGCCAGAAGGCCGUCGAGUGCCCUGGCGUCACCACAGAGCUCAACAAGCUCAAGGAGCAGGGCUACCCCAUGUCUGUUGUCAGCACCUCCGCCAAGAGCCGUGUCGUUGCUUCCAUCGAGAAGGCCGGCAUCGCCCACUUCUUCCCUCCCGAGCACGUCUACUCGGCCGCUUCCUCGCUCGACCCUCCCAGCUCGAAGCCCGACCCCGCCAUCUACAACUUCGCCUGUGAGCAGCUCGGCGUCAAGAACGCCGAGACCGUCACCGUCGAGGACAGCAAGAGCGGUGCCACAGCUGCCAUGCGCGCCGGCAUCCCCUGCAUCGCCUACGUCGGCAUCUACGGCAUCGAGGAGGGCAAGGAGAAGAUGGAGCAGAUGGCCAAGCUCCUUACCGAAGAGACCAAAUGCGCUGCCGUCAUGUACAACUGGUCUGAAUUCCAGGAGUGCCUCAAGAAGGUCGAGGCCAAGUUGUAG